Helicoverpa armigera (cotton bollworm) is the source of this 1059-nucleotide messenger RNA. RefSeq lists its product as uncharacterized. NCBI's taxonomy places the organism in Eukaryota, Metazoa, Arthropoda, Insecta, Lepidoptera, Noctuidae. The coding region runs from base 378 to 980 and encodes 200 amino acids. The record is from RefSeq and is a predicted model, not a curated record. The transcript has 4 exons.
GUUUAUAAACAAAAAUUAUGUUUCCCGGGCAACCGUUUUUAUUGACCAUCGACUAUUAUGGUUUCAUUCCGAUUCAAGAAGAAACCACAAAAAUAAUACAAAUUGAUUUAGUAAAAAUAAAUAAAUAAUAACUAUGGGAUGAUAAUUAGGUGAUGUUUUUUAUUAUAAUUUUUGUUUUCGUCAAAAAUAUGCAUUCAAAAUUGUAAAAUAAAUUCGGCUAAAUGGAAUACAACCAACGGCCGACGGAAACGGAUACAGUUCUGAAAGAUUGUUUAUGAUAAUAAUUUAAGCAAAUUGGCGCGUACCUAUUUAUUUAAAACAAAAAGUUUAUUUUGUAGAUUUAUUAAAUAAUAACCGUCGUCACAAACUUAAAAAACAUGGAUUCUUCAGUAGGACAAACGAUCGAAAGAAUUAAAAUGCAAGAACAAGACAAUGAAGUAAAACUUAGAGAAAAACGCGAAUUGAAUAAUACAAUGCUCGCCAUCAAUCGAGGAAUACGCGAUGCUUUGACCAACAUUUCGAAAUUGACGAAAGAAUAUGAACAACUUACCGUAACCACUGCUAAACUGGCUCAUCAGUUAAUUGUGGAACAAACACGUCACAGCGCGCUCAUUGAACAAGUUGAUAGCUGCUGCAAAGAAUUGGAGGAACUUCGUGACAAGUCUAACAAUGGUAUUUCUUCCGUGUGGAAUAAACGGUCAACAUUACUAGAGACGAUACACGGUGUCGCAGACAAAUGUGACAUUUGGGCAUUACUUAUUAAGCCUUCAGGAAGUAAAAUAGUUCCAUGUAAAAAAGAAGUUCAGAAUACUGAGCCAGUCAUUUACGACGAUAGUAAACUGAAACAUGCUUUAGAAAGAAGAAAUAAAGCUAUUGCUGAACGUAACUAUUUGCUGUCUGAGCCAGAAGUUGGAGAAGAAUUUUUACGGAUCAAAAAUGCUCUUCAGUAUUCCAUGGAAAUAGCUGCUAACGUGUUGUAAAUCUACAAAAAAGAAUUUCGUUGUCUGACUGAGUCGUCAAUGCCAUUGCCAUCAAAAUAAAAAGUAGUCUGUGAAAUAC